AUGAAGUUGUUCAAGAGUGUUCAUGAAUUCAACUAUGAGUGGAGCCUGGUGUCGGCAGCAAACUGGCAAAAAUACCCCAAUGAGAAUUGCCCUCAUGUUCGCCAUGUAGACGUGCUCAACCGCUGGGUGGAUCCGGAAACCGGCAUCUUGACUACCGAACGUCUCAUUACAGUAGAGCAGAAUGUGCCGUCGUUAAUCCGCAAAAUUUUGGGCGGCGGAACGACGCAAUACGUUCGAGAAAUCUCUAUCAUCGAACCCAAAGAUAAAAUUCUGACGAUGAAAAGUAUUAAUUUGACGAUGAAUAAUUUGUUGUCGGUGGAAGAGACCAUUGUUUACAGAGAACAUCCGGAGCAUAAGCAAAAAACACAAUUUACCCAACAAGCCGCUAUCACUGCAGGCAGUUUAGUGAGUCGGUGGGGAAAUGUCAUUGAAGAGUUUUCGUUGAAGCGAUUCCAGCAAAAUGCUGCUGUGGGCCGCGAAGGAUUCAACAAGGUGUUGGAACGAUUUGUGGUCAUGGCCGAAGCACAACAUCAUCAGUCUGCCGGAUCUCCGACAACCAAUGUCGCCAAGUAG
Radiomyces spectabilis is the source of this 573-nucleotide messenger RNA. Its product is annotated as PRELI-like family-domain-containing protein. The record is from RefSeq and is a predicted model, not a curated record. Gene Ontology annotation, cellular component: mitochondrial intermembrane space. The transcript is spliced from 3 exons. Gene Ontology annotation, molecular function: phosphatidic acid transfer activity. The coding region runs from base 1 to 573 and encodes 190 amino acids. NCBI's taxonomy places the organism in Eukaryota, Fungi, Mucoromycota, Mucoromycetes, Mucorales, Radiomycetaceae. Gene Ontology annotation, biological process: phospholipid transport.